Messenger RNA from Leptonychotes weddellii (Weddell seal), 3218 nucleotides. Lineage: Eukaryota; Metazoa; Chordata; Mammalia; Carnivora; Phocidae. The record is from RefSeq and is a predicted model, not a curated record.
AUGCUCUCUGUGUGGUUGCAGGGAAAGUUCUAUCUGGUCAUCGAGGAGUUGAGCCAGCUGUUCCGAUCGCUUGUCCCCAUCCAGCUGUGGUAUAAAUACAUCAUGGGAGACGACUCCUCCAACAGCUACUUCCUAGGAGGGGUCCUGAUUGUUCUCUACAGCCUCUGUAAGUCAUUCGACAUCUGUGGUCGUGUGGGCGGAGUUAGGAAAGCCCUGAAGCUUCUCUGCACCUCUCAGAAUUACGGCGUCCGGGCCACUGGGCAACAAUGCACGGAAGCUGGUGAUAUCUGUGCCAUCUGCCAGGCUGAGUUCCGGGAGCCUCUGAUCCUCAUGUGCCAGCACGUGUUCUGUGAAGAGUGCCUCUGCCUCUGGCUGGACCGGGAGCGCACCUGCCCGCUCUGCCGCUCGGUUGCCGUGGAUACCCUGCGCUGCUGGAAGGACGGGGCCACUUCGGCACACUUCCAGGUGUAUUAGGGCUGAGGGACGAGGAAUCCCAGCUCCCAGGCACGCUCUGGGAGCCGAGGGAUGGCCCGCGUGAUUGGGUCCGGCUCUGCGGACUUCCUGGAACACUGGCCUCAAGCAUUUACGAUCGUGCCUCCUGCCUUUCUCCACCUCCUUCCCUAAAGCCAGGCCCCUGUCCUCCCGACCUUCACCUUCCUCUUCCAUUCUGUGGCACAGUGCGUGCAUCCUUGGUGCGGCCGUUCUUCCCCUACAAGCCUCCUGACUCAGAUCUGGCCUCUUCCCAUGUGGGUCUCCUGCCCCCUCCAAGGGAAGGGACUGGUGAUAGACAGGUUACUUUAACUCGUGGUGACCUGAUGCUGCGCCCGGGAAAGGGCCUGGAGAUCACUGCCUCUCCCCAGGAGGCGCAGGUCUGCAGAUUAGAAUCACUGUGGAGCAUUUCCCAAAUACAAGUGCCGGGCCCCACCUUGUCCUUGCAAUAAUUGAGUGUGCCAAGCACGUCAUGCCAGCUAAGCAUCCUGCUUGGAUGACCUCUUGUAAUCCUCUCAACAGCCCUGGGGUGGAGGUCCUGUUGUUUCCUCUGUUUUACAGAGGAGGAAACUGAGGCAUGGAGCUCCACGUGGUAACUUCCCCAGGGUCACCCAGCUAGCAGGGGUGGACCCUCUGUCUGGCUUCAGAGCGCACCCUCUCAACCACCAUGCUCACCCACUGCUCAGACACUGCGGACGUGGGGCCCAGCAGACAUGGCUUUUUAGACGCACGAGAGGUGAUUCUAAUGCCCAUCCGUGGCCCAGGUGCAUAGCACAUUUGGUUUGGGCCCCACUGAGGAUGCCAACGGUGAGCACUGGCUCUGGAAAUCUAGCUGUGGCUGGAUUCAUGAAAAGAGUUGGUCUUUAAAAUUACAAUUUUGCUGGGCUCUGGCUGGGAUGCUCAAUCGCAUUUGGGUAUCAGGAAUGGCCAGCUUUGGUCCCGAUGCCGGAAUCACUGGGUCACCACACCUGUCUUCGUUUCUCUCCUCCUCCUUCUGCUCUUGUCCUGUCCCUCACUUGGGGCUCAGCUUGUCUACAGUGCCUGUGGCCAUCGCCUUCUCCCCUGGUGGCCCUGAGAGCAAAAUGAACGACCCACGUUAUGGGUUUUUCCACAAGCCAGGGUGGAGGCAUAGGAUGCAGUAGCAUUCAGGGUGUCUGUCAUCUCUAUAGCAGAGCUGCUGAUCUCUGUAACAGAACAGCUUCUCCACCUGUGAGACCCUCCCUGCUUUGAAUGUGGGACAAGAUGGGACAGGUGAUCACUUAGAAGCUUCUGGAAUCUUGCCUGCCCCUAACCCUCUCCCAACUCUGCUCACUCACCGUCAACCUCAACACAAUGGGCUGGUGCCCGUGGCAUUACAGAGACAUCAAUCUUGUGGCUCGUGAGCAGAUUAACAACAAAGCCCCAGCAGAAAUGGUGGGAGACUGGCUGCCACCUUGCUCUCCGCCAGUAAUAACAAGCCCACCCCAUCCCUAGCAGUUUCAGGACGUUUGCCCCCAUGUGCUAUCAAGCCGGGACCUUUUCCUGUGCCUGACAUCCCUGGCUCUUUCCUGGUACCCAGCAAGACAUCCCUUCCAGGGCAGCAUGACAUCUUUCAAGCUCUGUUACUAUGGCAAUGGCUACAGCGAUGUUACAAUCCCACUUGCCUGGAUAAUCAAGUCGGAAGGGGAAGCGGAGGGAAAGGGGGCCGGGUGGAUGCGGCUGUUCUGGUCCCCCUGCCUUGAGGAAGAACCAAAGGGAAGCAACAGGAGCUUCUGUGGCUGAUUUUUAUCAGAAAGAUCACCCUGCCUGCAGAUGCCAUCAAAGAGACACAAGAAGUCGGAGCUGGAGAAGAUUUAUUAACGUGCUAGCUUGUGACAGAGCGGAAUUCUGAUUCCAAACUCUGCAUGACUUUGGGAAGUCACUUCACCUCCCCACAGCCAUCUCCAGGAUGAUGAAACCUUGUGUAUUAUCUGCUGGAGCCAGGGACACUAACAAUGUAGAGUAGUGGGGAAGGCACCCGUGGUUUUGCCAAGUUUACUCAUGCCACCAAAAAAAGAGAAAAGAAACCCACACAUCUCUAACGAUCUUCAGAUAACGAGCCAUGCCUCUGACGUUAUAAACAGUGGGGGAUACUUGGGGGCAGGUGGGAUGAUUUCGUUUAGGAUUUUACUUAUUCAUUCCCUACCCUCUGGGGGAAAGUUCUGUCUGGAGGUUUUCUUUUGGAUGGGAGGAACUUCUGCCCUAAGGAGGAACAGCGGCCAGUGAAGAGUCUCCCAAACAUUAGGCUGCAUAGGUUCCCCACCACAGGGUAGAAGCAGCCAAGGAUUGUCACUGGGAAAGAAGAACAUUCUCCAUUGCCCAUCCUGGCUCUGCAACUCCUUUGUUAUAAGCAGGAUUGAUCGCAUAUUGUGUUGGAGUAUCCUGCUCUUAUUUUAUGAUUCACUGUCUCAAGUUCCUGAAACUCUUAGAAAUGGCCCUCUUAGUGUAGAUCUUGGGCAUAAUAAAUGUGAGAAUAAAAAGGCAAGCUUUGGACCUGGAUGGAACAGGCUCAUUACCUUCAUAAGAGGAGAAUGUGAGAGACACUUGGAGGCACCAAGCGCCUAAGACUUUGGGUUGGAAAGAGGACACGUAAAGUGAGUCCUGGAAUCUCUUAGUAAUUUUGCUCUGGGCUGAACAGAACUGCCUUUGGUGUUUUUAACGUUCCCUUAAAUUCCCUUCUGCCAAUAAAUAUCAUCUGUCGAUGAAACUUG